This is a messenger RNA of Heteronotia binoei (common prickly gecko), 3442 nucleotides long. RefSeq names its product pre-mRNA processing factor 40 homolog B (gene PRPF40B). The record is from RefSeq and is a predicted model, not a curated record. Gene Ontology annotation, biological process: mRNA cis splicing, via spliceosome. Lineage: Eukaryota; Metazoa; Chordata; Lepidosauria; Squamata; Gekkonidae. The transcript is spliced from 26 exons. Gene Ontology annotation, molecular function: RNA binding; protein binding. The coding region runs from base 94 to 2649 and encodes 851 amino acids. Gene Ontology annotation, cellular component: U1 snRNP; U2-type prespliceosome.
CGCCUUUAGCCCGCCUCCUCCAAUCGCAGCCGCCCUUACUGCCGGGUGGGCCGAGCUGCCCGCCUGCACGCCCAGCAGAUCCGAGGCUCGGCCAUGUCGGCUCCAGACUCGGGCAGUGGCCCUCCUCCUGGGCAGCCAGCCUCAUUCCCCCCGGCCCCACCACCACUUCCAAUUCUUCCUCCUCCCUUUAUGCCUCCUCCUGGGAUUCCACCACCAUUCCCCCCAAUGGGACUGCCCCCAAUGGGUCCACGCCCGCCACCCAUGCCCCCCAUGCCCCCAGGCAUGAUGCCGCCUCCACCAUUGAUCCCACCCAUGCCUGGACCUCCACCCAUGGGACAGAUUUCCACAAUGGUGCCACCUAUGCUUCCUGGAAUGAUGAUGCCUGGGGUGCCAACUGGCCCUGUUUCUGUCUCUGGAGGGGCAGCUCCCGUGGCAGACCCAUCCAGUGCCACUGUGACCCAGGCAGCCCCUGUGAAGCCUGCCUGGAGUGAGCAUAGAGCUCCUGAUGGGCGCAUUUACUACUACAAUUCAGAAACCAAACAAUCAAGCUGGGAAAAGCCAGAUGAACUCAAGUCCAAGGCAGAGCUCUUGCUUUCACGCUGCCCCUGGCGUGAGUAUCGCUCAGAGACUGGGAAACCCUAUUAUUACAACUCUCAGAGCAAGGAGUCGCGUUGGACCCGGCCCCGUGAGCUUGAUGAUAUUGACGCACUGAUCAAGGAGGAGGAAGAGGAGUUGGAAAGGCAGCAGCUGCAUGAGACUCCUUUGUCAGGUCCUGCCAGUCCAAGCCCAUCUUCUGCUGCCACGUCAGACACGGAAGGGACCGGUGGCGUUGAAGGACAGGAGACCUCAGGCACUGAGGGGAUUCCCCCUGCAGCUGAGGAGGAAGCUAUAAGCAGUUGCGGUCCUGGACAGAAAGAUGAGGAAGAUCAAGGCACCAGCAAUGCCUGGAGCAGCAAGGAAGAAGCAAAACAUGCUUUUAAGGAGCUGCUCAAAGACAAGGGUGUCCCAGCAAGCGCAUCGUGGGAACAGGCCAUGAAACUUAUUAGUAAUGAUCCACGAUUCAGUGCCUUGCCAAAGCUGAGUGAGAAGAAACAAGCAUUCAACGCCUACAAGGCCCAACGGGACAAGGAGGAGAAAGAGGAGGCCCGUCUCCGGGCAAAGGAGGCCAAAGAGGAGCUGCAGCACUUCUUGGAAGAGCACAGCAAAAUGAGCUCCACCACCCGCUACAGGAAAGCAGAACAGAUGUUUGGGGAGCUGGAAGUGUGGGCCAUGGUGCCGGAGCGUGACCGCAAGGAGAUCUAUGAUGACGUUCUGUUUUUCUUGGCAAAGAAGGAGAAGGAGCAUUCCAAGCAGCUGCGCAAGAGGAAUAUCCAGGCUCUGAAGAGCAUCCUGGACAGCAUGAGCCGCGUCAGCUUCCAGACCACCUGGUCCGAGGCCCAGCAGUACCUGAUGGACAACCCCAGCUUUGCCGAGGAUGAGGACCUGCAAAACAUGGACAAGGAAGAUGCCUUGAUCUGCUUUGAGGAACACAUCCGGACUCUGGAAAGGGAGGAAGAAGAAGAGCGGGAGCGUGGCCGUCUGCGAGAAAGACGCCAGCAGCGCAAAAACAGGGAGGCCUUUCAGGCCUUCUUGGACGAGCUUCAUGAAAGUGGGCGCCUGCACUCCAUGUCCACCUGGAUGGAGCUGUACCCCUCGCUCAGCACUGACCGACGCUUUGCCAACAUGUUGGGUCAGCCUGGUUCCACUCCUCUAGACCUGUUUAAAUUCUAUGUGGAAGACCUCAAGGCACGCUUCCACGAUGAAAAGAAGAUCAUCAAGGAUAUCCUCAAGGACCGGAACUUCAGUGUGGAAAUAAAUACGACCUUUGAAGAUUUUGCCCAUGUCAUCAGCUUCGACAAGCGUGCGGCUACUCUUGAUGCAGGCAACAUUAAGCUGACUUUCAAUAGUCUGCUGGAGAAGGCUGAAGCACGGGAGCGGGAGCGGGAGAAGGAAGAAACUCGUAAGUUGCGGCGCAAGGAGGCGGCAUUCAAGAGCAUGUUGCGGCAGGCUGCUCCCCCUCUGGAGCCAAAUACCACCUGGGAUGAGGUGCGAGAGCGGUUUGUCAACAACAUAGCCUUUGAACAGGUCACGCUGGAAUCAGAGCGAAUCCGUCUCUUUCGUGAAUUCCUGCAAGUGCUGGAGACGGAGUGUCAACACUUUCAUGCCAAGGCUAAGAAGCAUGCUAAGAAGCCCAAGAAACACCAUCACAAGCGCUCUGCUUCGGGCUCAGAGUCGGGCUCAGACCACCCCCACCGUGCAGCCAAACGCAAGAAACGGAACCAUUCUGAAUCUGCUGGCUCAGGAGCAUCUUCCUCGCCUGAUUCAGAGCACAGCACCAGGCGCUCCAAGAGACAAAAGAAGAAGAGCAAGAAAAAGAGGCAUAAAUCGAACAGCCCCGAAAGUGAAGCCGAGCGCAAGAAGGAACCCAGCCGCCCUGACGAGUGGGAGCGGGAGAAGGCUCCUCCGAGGCCUGAGGGAAGAGGCCACUCCCCUCCCCAGGGUGCCAGGAGGGAGCGGAGUGGCUGGGAUACCUCAGAGAGCGAGGAGCUCAGUGAAGGGGAGCUAGAACGGCGGCGCCGAACUCUUUUGCAGCAACUGGGUGACCAGUAGCAGCUGCUGCUUUCCUUUGGGAUUUCCUUCCCCCACCCCCAUUACAUGUGAGGCCCAGUUGGUCCCAGUUGUUUUCCUUCAGCCCCAAUGGCAUCCAAGCCAAGUGCGUGCAUUGCUCUGACUGGAACCUGCUUGAUCAGGCCACAGGCCCACUUGGUAACUGUUUGCUUACUUCUGCGGCAGGAAUGUCACCCUGCCUCCUGGAGGGAACAGUCUCCAUCAAUUUGCUCUGUCUGCACAGAGAGGGGUUUUGGAUGGAACAUCUGGACCGCAGUGGCAUCCACAAAAUUCAGCACUAGCUCUGGGAUUCAGCCGGAAGAUGAGAUAGGAUGGUGUUGGCUCCUGCCUGCAUUUGUUGGAAACCAGACCCUGGACUGAAUGGAACCACUUGAUCUAGAAUCAGGCCGGCUGAGAACAGCCACUAGCAGCCCCAUGUGCUUUGGGGUCAGGGAUGGAGUGUGUGGGCCUGCCCUCAGUUGUUAGUUCCUGUGAUUGGAUCUCUCUUGCUAGUUGCGAUAUAUCCCUUGUGUGUUGGGGAUUCAAUGGGAUUUUUAAAAUAAUAUUUAUAAGCCUGGAACACAGAUGUAUUGUAACUUCCUGUAAAUGGUUGGUUUAAAUGUGAGAUUGGCUUCAGAUUGGCCUAAUGCUGGGUAAUGCUGGGCCUGAGCUCUGUUUCUUGGCCUGUUAGGAAACUCUUCGGGUUGCUUUAUGACAUAUCUGGGACCCUGAUUAGAUGGAAAGGCAGUAUAAAAAUGUUUCAAAUAAAUAAAAGUGUCUGCUUUUUGAGACCCAA